AUGGUUUCUCUUUCUUGGCACCAAGCCAGCCCCGGUUUACGUGGUGAGGUGGAUCCAGCAAUGAUGCGCCACAAGUCAAGGCACUUCACAACGCUGGUGGUUUUCAUGGUCUACCUGGUCCUUCUACUCAUCUCGUGGGUGGCGGCCUGUGUCUACAGUCUGAGGCCAUCCCUCAGCACGAGCGACUACGAGGAUGCCCAGGGAAAGCUAUCCCCAGAAGCCCUGCAGUCGGUCACGGCUUGGACGACAGCCAUAAGAGCCCUCAACACCGUGGUUGCCAUCUCCACCAUCCCCGUCGUCUCUGUCAUCCUGGCCCAUGCUGCUGUGGCUUAUGCCCAGAGGCAAAACGAAUCCAACAAGCUGAGCCCCCGACAGCUUCUCUCGUUGGCCGACGAGCCUUGGGCUAGACUCACGGCCAACCACACCUCUGGCUUUACCCUGCUUGGCCUGAUGCUGGUGACAUAUUAUUCGACGGACCGGGGAAUCCCCUCGACCUUUAUGACGCUAGGGUUUGACCCAACGCCAACCUCUGUCGACCAAGUACCCCGAGACCAGAUCGUGAAGAGGGUUGCAGACAAACUGGUGACUGAGCAACGUGCUACCGAGCAACCCUACUUGUGGCACGACUACACAGAGGGUACGACGGGCAGGCCCGAAAUCUCUCAGGUUCAUACGCUGUCCAGCUACCUCGACAACCCAAACCGCGGAAGCAGCUACUUCGUGUCUGCGCUCCCGUCGACCACAAACACCGGCGUGCUGCGCGAAUCAGCCAUGCGCCUCCGGUCGUCCAUCGCGUGCGAGACCAUCGGCUACAGGUCCUAUCCGUCGUCGUGUAGCGGGCCACAGUCGUUCGAGGGAGCCUUUCGGAGCGCGGGCGUCCAGGUCAAGUUUUGCGUGCUCCAAAUGUCGACGACGUUGGACCCCGGGCGGGAUCGUCGGCAGAUGCGCGAAGAGCUUUUCCUGGACAGCACCAUACCGGGCGACAGCGAGAUCAGGAACAUGGCGGCCCGCGCCAACUACACCGCCCGAUGCACUGCCAAUAGCACAAGGGACUACUUUGAGCUGCCAAACUCGCGCAGCGGGACUGGAACAGCUGAACCGUUGCAUGCCCCGCAGGGUAUAGGAGAGGUACUGGAGCGGAGGAGCAAUGAUGUUCGAAAAGUCAAUGUUGAUGGCGAUGGGGGCGAUGGGGGCGAUGGUGGCGAUGGUGACGACGACGACGACGACGACGACGACGACGUUUACGAAGAAGCUGACCAUCUCAGCGACCACCACCCAAGGCCAGGCUCCAGAGCGACCACAGCUCCCGUCCAACAAGCCCCGGGACCGCUUGCUCUUGCACUCCUGGCCGCUCUGGGAAACGACUCGUUCCUGGGGCUGGCAAGCCGUGCCGAGGGCACCGACGAGCGCAACGACGCAGCUCGCCUGGCCGCGGCGGCAUCGAUAUGCGCACGAGGUCUGCCCCUGUGGUCCUUCACCAGGCAGAACGUCUCAGACGCCUGCGCCGGCCUGUACGACGCGGCCGUCGACUCGAGCGGCGCGUCCACGCAGUUGAGAACCUCGCCGAGCGUCCGCCUCGACGUGCUCGUGGCGUCCUGGUUCGCCGCCCUCAACCCCAAGGGACCCCAGGGCAGAGCGACGGCCGAGUCCGCCCUGGCCGCGGGGCUCUUCUUCGCAAGCGAAGCGCUGCUCACGGGCGCCGCCGAGCCGGGGCCGAGCACGCCGACGGUUCGCGCGAGGCAGUCGUCGGGCACGGUCGAGGAGACGGCGCCGCGGCCCAUACACUCGGCCAUGGGCACGUCGAUCAUAAAACCCAGCGUCGCCUCGGCCGCCGUCGGCAUCCUGUCCUUCUUCCUCGCCGUCGAGGUGCUUGUCCUGGCGGCCCUCAGCACCACGGCCUGCUGCUCGCGCACCAUCGGGACCCGCUUCAAGCCGGCCACCAUGCUGUUCGCCGGCGCCCAGCUGCGCGACGAGCUCAUCCCUCCGGACAAGGCCGCUUCCAUUUCCGAGGAGGCGCCCGCCGAGGCCAAGGUGCGACGGAAAAAGACGACUGCGGAAACUCGCCACUACUCUCCCAAGACGCCUGUCGUCCGUGGCCACAGGGCGAAACCUGGAAACGCGGGUGAGCAGCCGAGUCUGAAGAAAAUCCCGGCCGGCGGGAAAAGGGCUGUUUACAACAAAGAGCGUGGAUCAGAGGAUUCGCUGGUCCGCAAGUCCACCAGGGAGGGCAGCUCUGGAACCCCAUCGAGAUCGUCGUCAAUCUCGAGCUGGGGCUAUUCGUGGAAGAAGCUCGCGACGCCGCCGCACUCGGGGCCGGAGGUGCAGGGUGCAGACGCCGAGUCCACAUGGUCCCAACAGUCGCCCAGAGGACGUUCUAGCUCAGGACGCCAGCAAGGCAGGCAGCAGGCGCAGCAGAGCCAGGGCGAGGCAGACUCGGUGCCCUCUCCGGUCGAGGAGCCGCACCACUCAUUGCCGACCUCACCUUGCGUCAGGACCGUCUCGUUUGCCGCAGGCAAGCCGGAGACGAUAACCGUUCGAAGAGAGAAAUCGUCGCAAGACCAGUCGCCGCGUAUGUCAGGGGCGGAGGCGGAGGCGCCCGAACCGGAGCAGGAUGCGAACAAAACUCGACUGCGGGUCUCGGGGCCUUAUUCUGGCUUUUGCUUGUCGCCGACUUUCGGCGAGACCGUCAACCCUGCGUCUGAGCGUGCGCCUGCCCGGCCUCUGAAGGAGCUGGACAUGGCUCACCGCAGAGGGUCGACUGAAUAA
Molecule: messenger RNA, 2766 nt
Organism: Pyricularia pennisetigena
Lineage: Eukaryota; Fungi; Ascomycota; Sordariomycetes; Magnaporthales; Pyriculariaceae
Exons: 4
Coding region: 1-2766 (921 amino acids)
Source: RefSeq, a predicted model, not a curated record